AUGCUAAAAAUUAUUAUCCCCACUAUUAUACUGAUACCCCUAACGUGAAUAUCAAAACCCCAUAUAAUUUGAAUCAACACAACAACCUAUAGCCUACUAAUCAGCCUCGCUAGCCUACCAUUCCUAAAUCAACUUGGCGACAACAGCCUAAAUUUAUCACUACUGUUCUUCACAGACUCCUUAUCGGCCCCCCUUUUAACACUCACUACGUGACUCCUGCCCUUAAUACUCAUAGCCAGUCAAUUUCACCUAUCAAAAGAACCGCUGACCCGAAAAAAACUUUAUAUUACAAUACUAAUCCUCCUACAACUAUUUUUAAUCAUGACAUUUGCCGCUACAGAGUUAAUUAUAUUCUAUAUCCUAUUUGAAGCUACCCUAGUACCUACACUGAUUAUUAUUACCCGAUGAGGAAACCAAACGGAACGCCUAAACGCGGGACUAUACUUCCUAUUUUACACCCUAGUAGGGUCCCUACCCCUACUAGUAGCCUUACUCUAUAUACAAAACAAUAUAGGUACACUAAAUUUCCUAGUAGCUCAAUACUGAGCUCAGACUCUACCAAACUCCUGAUCUAACGUCCUCCUAUGACUAGCGUGUAUGACAGCGUUCAUAGUAAAAAUACCCCUUUAUGGAUUACACCUAUGACUUCCCAAAGCACACGUAGAAGCCCCCAUCGCCGGAUCUAUGGUACUUGCCGCUGUACUUCUGAAGCUAGGAGGAUACGGCAUGAUACGAAUUACUAUUCUGCUUAGCCCCCUAACAAGCUUUAUAGCAUAUCCCUUCAUAAUACUAUCAGUGUGAGGCAUAAUCAUAACAAGCUCUAUCUGUCUACGCCAAACUGACCUGAAAUCGUUAAUCGCAUACUCUUCUGUAAGCCAUAUGGCCCUAGUAAUCGUAGCUAUCCUUAUCCAAACACCAUUAAGUUAUAUAGGCGCAACUGCACUAAUAAUCGCCCACGGCCUUACAUCGUCUAUGCUAUUCUGUUUAGCCAACUCCAACUAUGAACGCAUCCACAGCCGAAUUAUAAUCCUUGCACGCGGCCUACAAACCCUAUUACCACUAAUAGCAGCAUGAUGACUGCUAGCAAACCUAACCAACCUGGCGUUACCCCCUACCAUCAAUCUAAUCGGAGAAUUACUUGUGGUGAUAACCUCAUUUUCAUGAUCUAAUAUUACCAUUAUCCUUAUAGGAACAAACAUUAUUAUCACUGCCUUAUACUCCCUAUAUAUACUUAUUAUAACACAACGCGGAAAAUAUACUCACCAUAUCAAAAAUAUUAAGCCCUCCUUUACACGAGAAAACGCCCUAAUAACGCUUCACCUUCUACCCCUACUACUGCUAUCAUUAAAUCCUAAAAUAAUUCUAGGGACCCUUUACUG
Molecule: messenger RNA, 1379 nt
Organism: Callorhinus ursinus (northern fur seal)
Lineage: Eukaryota; Metazoa; Chordata; Mammalia; Carnivora; Otariidae
Source: the annotation of a RefSeq genome assembly